Molecule: messenger RNA, 7103 nt
Organism: Amyelois transitella
Lineage: Eukaryota; Metazoa; Arthropoda; Insecta; Lepidoptera; Pyralidae
Gene: Rich
Product: guanine nucleotide exchange factor subunit Rich
Exons: 26
Coding region: 199-4401 (1400 amino acids)
Biological process (GO): intracellular protein transport; retrograde transport, endosome to Golgi
Cellular component (GO): Golgi membrane; cytosol; Ric1-Rgp1 guanyl-nucleotide exchange factor complex
Molecular function (GO): protein binding
Source: RefSeq, a predicted model, not a curated record
UGUCAAAUAAAUUCGCAAACCAAUCUCGAAAUGUUGACGAAUCGCUGAAAGUUUGAAUCAGAAUUUGUUGUAAAAUUAUUGUUUUGGCAUGGGAUCGCAUUCGUCAUAAUAUUUCUAAGUGAUUAUCAUAAAUUGUACGCGCGAUACCAAUGUUAAGGAACACUAUAUCCUAGGGUCAGCAAAUGAGUUUACAUCAACAUGUAUUUUCCGAUUGGUUGGCCUAAAGUUCUAAAGAAUCUGGGUUCUGAUAAUCAAAUUAUAAAGCAAAUUGUCUCUAACGUCGACAAAAUAUUAUUUGCAUCUUUAAGUGACGAUUCUCUAAGUGUUUGGUACUGUAAGCCAACUGUGCCAAUUGUAUUCCACAAAAGAAAUGCGGACUCUCUUCAAAGAUUGGGUGUAAAUGUUGGGGUGGAAUGGAAGCCAGAUUCUUCCAUGAUAUGCAUCUCUACUUCGGAAGGUCAUCUAAUCCUAUACAAUGUGGAGUGCCUCAGCGAACAGGCUGCUUAUCAGCAGUACGACCCGCCCAACGCCAGCCUGCGACGGGACUCGGCCGAGUUGUUCGUCAAAGAGGUCAUACCGUCGUUAAAAAUUACUUUGUUCAAAGAAGUGUUAGUAUGGGACGGACAGAUCACUCGCAUGUGCUGUAUCUCAGGAUCAGAGAUCCUGGUGUGCACCACCCGAGCCCACCUGCUGAGGUACCGCUGGGACGGCUCGCAGAACAGGGACUACUGUCUGGACCUCGGCAGGAUACCCUUCUCUAUAAACCAGCAGGUCUCCAAAGCCGAGCCAAUUCUAGAAGACAACACUCACGUGAACGACAUUGAGUACUCCCCUUUAGUGUGUGGGUUCGGAAUCACGCUCAACGACGGCCGCGCCGCCUACCUCACCGCGCCCAAUCUCAAGUUUGACCCCAAUGCCGUUCAAGGUAUCUGGGCACAAGGCAUCGACGACGCCACUUGUACGAGAGUCAAUCAUAAGUUUAGACUUAUUGCCAUUGGCAGAAAGAAUUCUCAAAUUGACGUGUUCACGAUAGACGAAGCGACGGGGGGGUUAGAGCUCUCCCACACAAUGGUGCUGAGCUCCAAGGAUUUCCCGGGGGAUCCAGGCCCUGUAAAAUGUAUGAGGUGGUCGGCGGACGGGCGCGCGCUGGCGGCGAGCUGGGCGCGCGGCGGCGUGGCGGUGUGGAGCUCGUUCGGCGCGCUGCUGGCGUGCUCGCUGGCCUGGGACCACGGGCUCGGCCGCGAGCUGCGCGCGCGCACCCCGCUGCGCGUGCCCAGCCUGGAGUGGGCGACAGAAGGCUACCAACUGUGGAUGGUGAGGGCGGACGGGGAGACAUCGUCACAGCUGAUCCAACUGGACUUUGUCAAGAGUCCGCUUAGUGUUAAUCCUUGUAUGAGCAACCAAAGGCACCUCUAUCUACAAGCAGACGACAAAUUAUACGUGAACUUGGAAGAUAAUCUCACGAAACGGACAAAAAUCUCCAUAAUCGACGCCACGGCGGAUUCCUACCAAAUAGAAAACGGCGCGAUUGAAAAUAAUAAUUUAGAGUUCGACAGCGGCGCGAAGUACAGAGAGUUUAUUGAUGAUAACGAGUGUAGGAAGCAAUGGAUAGUGUUGCCGCUGCCGGCUACGUACAUAGCGACAAACUGGCCUUUAAGGUACAGUGCAAUAGACGAGGAGGGCCUGAACAUUUGCGUGGCGGGGCGCGCUGGUCUGGCGCAUUACAACUGUACCGCGAAGAGAUGGAAAUUGUUCGGGAACGAAGCGCAGGAGAAAGACUUCGUGGUCACCGGCGGCAUUCUGUGGUGGCGUGACUACAUUGUGCUAGGUUGCUACAGCAUCAUAGACCAGCACGACGAGAUCCGCUUCUACCCGCGCGACUCGAAAUUAGACAACAAAUUCGCUAAAAUAGUUCGCGUGCAAUCGCAAGUGUUCGUUCUAGACAUACUGGACGAUCAGCUCGUGGUGUUCGGCGCAGACGCACUGGUUACUAUAUACGAGCUGGGAUUGGACAAUGAUGGCAACAUCGACAUGCGUUGCGUACAAGCGGUGGAUAUCUCAGCGUUGUCACACCCCGCGUGCGUGGUGUCGGCCGCGCUAUGUCGGCUGGGUGACGUACACAUUAAUAAGAAUACUGCCCCGGUUUCGGCGGUGUUGCGACAACCGGACUCUUUGGUGAUCAACGCUAGCGGCAAGCUGAUGAUGGUGCAGCGAGAAGAAUAUGACACGGACGAGGACAAUAACCCUGCAUACAGCUGCUUGCCAGCCACUGUGUUAGCGUCUUGCGUGGAGAGCGUCUGGUCUUGCGGCAGUGGUUCCCCUUCUCAGACCCAGCUGUCCAGGGCAUUAUGGCUCUGGUGCGGUUCUCUAGGGGCCCGGGUGUGGUUACCGCUGCUGCCUCGGGACAAGACCAGACACCCAGACACUUCAAGGCACACCUUUAUGGCGAAGAGGAUCAUGCUGCCUUUCCAUCUCAAUAUAUACCCUCUUACUAUCCUGUUUGACGACGCGAUCUUACUGGGCGCGGAAAAUGACACGACUCUAUACGCAUCAGACUCUAAUUCUGUGUUCUCACUGCCAUUCUGCGUUGUCAAUAGAACGAGUCAAGUAUAUCUACAUCAAAUUCUGCGUCAGUUGCUCCGCCGAAACUUGGGAUACCACGCGUGGGAGAUCGCACGGUCUUGCGCUCAGUUGCCCUACUUCCCCCACUCCUUGGAGCUGCUGCUACAUGAGGUCCUGGAGGAAGAGGCGACGAGCAAGGAGCCCAUACCUGACGCCCAACUACCCAGCGUCAUCGAGUUCGUCCAAGAGUUCCCGGUCUAUCUGCAGACAGUAGUACAAUGCGCGAGAAAGACUGAAAUAGCGCUUUGGGCGUAUUUAUUCUCGGCGGCUGGCAAACCUAAGGAGCUCUUUCAGGAGUGCCUUCAAAGGAAGAUGCUCGAUACGGCCGCUUCUUAUCUCAUUAUUCUGCAGAAUCUGGAGAGUUCGGCGGUCAGCCGUCAACUGGCGACGCAGCUGUUGGACACGGCGCUGCAAGAAGAGCGGUGGGACCUCGCCAGGGACCUUGUUAGGUUUCUCAGAGCUAUAGAUCCUAAUGACGUAGAUUCGCCGCGGAACUCGGUCAAUGUGCAGGCGAAGUAUGGGCAGAUCGUGCAGUCGCAGACUGUGAGCCCUAACGCUGAAGAUCUCUCGGUUAUACUUGGUGGAAUGCAGCUGUCGGGCGGGCGCGGGCGCAGCUUCAGCACGGCCGCGCCGCCGCGCGAGCCGUCCCCCCCGCUGCCCGCGCCGCCCCCCGCCGCGCCCGCGCGCGCCACCGCCGCCGUCAAGAGGAAGAAGUCGGUUCCCGCCAGGGCUGACAGAGAAUCUCUAAGCGGCACAGCGGAAGAAUUCUUCAUAGACAUGAUGAUACAAAGACACGCCAGAGUCCUUUUAUCAAGUGCCCGUCUACUGGCCCUGGGACGACUAGCCGCAUCUCUGGACCUCCACCUAGUGGCCUGGCUAGCAGGGGAGAAAGAGAGGGCUGCUAGAGUUGAGAACGCUGUGUUAUGCUUGAAGAGACUACACGAAGACUUCAGCUGGCCGUAUCCGGCGUUACAGCCUGAUGUGGCGAGUGACAUUGUGAAGGCCGCUUCUAUUGGCCCUUACACUCCCCCGGCGGAGUCGGACAGCCUGUGCGGAGACAGCGGGUACAUGAGCCUGCCGCUGAGGACCGCGCCCAUGUCGCCCGGACCUGUCAGUUCCGUAGGCGAAUGCAGCGUAGCGGAAGGUGGAGGCGUGGCGUGGGCCACGGACGUGUCUGCCGGUGAAGAACGAAGAUACGCCGCGCUCAUGGAGAAGCUGCAUCUGCACCAGGCCGUGAGGGGCUCUCACACGGCGCAUGUGCAACUCAGGUACUUCCUUCAACUGAUGACGGAAGCCAGCUGCGUGGAAUGGGCGCUUAUCAUAGCCGUAUCGCUACGAGAUGCUUUAGCCGUACUAAGAACUACCAACGCGGCGAGAUCACAAGAUGUCAGUCUGGACGCCGUGCGCAGACUGAGACGGGCUUUGCGAGAUCUCGCCGCCUGGACCGACGCCGACUGCUUAGGGUACAAGCCGUUCAUGGUCGCGAUCAGCAACCAAAUUCCGUUCUUGACAUCAAUCAUCAACACGCGAGAGCGACGGAUCUCCAUGGUCAAGACACGAGUUCGAACCCCAAGCACCGGUUCCUUGACACAGGAGCCAAAAGCAGUACCCCCUCCCCCGCUAGAGACCAAAUUACCCCCACCUCAGAAGGCCCAAGAAGUAUCAAAGACGUCGGUAAGAAAAGACUCCCCCAGCUCCCCUCCAGACCCGAUAACAAUGAACCUACCGCCCCCCACAAUGCCCCCAAAAGACGUAUCCACCGGUUGUGCCAUUAUGUAAAUUUUACACUGGCAACACGGCCAGAAAUAAUCGAUAAGAAUUGGAUAGGAAUCGAUUAAAAAUAAAUCAAUAGAAAACAAAGGUUGUAGAAAAAUAUCGUAAAUAAAUUAUUAAGAUCUUAAUUUUUCGGUCAUGCGUGCAUCUAAAUAAAAUAUUAAUUUAGCAAAAUAUGAACGUUCAAUGAAGUAGCACUUCAAUAAUUUUAUUGUGUUAAAAAUUAUUUAUAAGUUACAAUCAUGAAUGAUUGAUUGAUUACACAUAAACUUGAUGUUAGUAGUUCUGAAUUAUAUUUUAAUGAGUUUGGUGCUGAGGUGUAUAUGAUCUAAACGUAUUAUUCGUAUUAAGAAGAUAUUACUACUUUUAGAAAAUAUUCCUCUUUCUCUAGUCUCUCACAAUGGCAUAACUCAUAACUUUAACAAUUGUAUUUGACAUUUAACAAAUGUUUAAAAAUGUUUGUUCACUUAGAUAAAACGAAUGUAAUUUUGGAAUAAUAUGCCUUGAAUAACACAUAAUUUGACGUAUAUUUAUUUUUUAUAGUUUGUCCCGAUACACAUUGAUUUGCAAUUUUAUUUUUAAAUAUAUUUAUUGAACUAAUGAAUACGUUAUGUGACAAGCUAUAAUGAAAAAUCUUAAUCCAUAAGUAAGGAUUCCAGCAUAUUUUAAGUAACCAAGCGAUAAGCAAAAGUUAGCCAAUAGAAAAGGUGACUUAAAAAAGAAAUCAUUUAAAAAAAGGGUUAAGGACGAGAUGACGAAAUUAUCACGCAAUUGGUAUUAAAACAUCGUUUACCAUACUAUAAAAAAAAAUGUGACCUUAAUAUCAAAACCAGUCCAAAAUCGCUAAACCGCGUAAGAGUCCGGUAAGGAAGGAUGUUUUAAUUCUCACGAAAGUGUAGCCUUGGGCAUAAGCUAGUUAAUAUGACUUUUAACUUAGAUAAUUAAGUUCGUCGAAAUGUUUGUACUGGCGGACUCGUCUUCCCGAUUGAUAUUAAAUUAAGUAAUAAAAGUUUUUCGAAAUAAUGGGCGUUUGUGGUUUUUUAUGAAUUAGUAUCUAGAAUAUACUAAUGUAGAGACAUAAAUAUUUUUAAACUAUUACUAAAAUAAUGAUAAGUACUUGAGAUAUGUUCACAUUGGGCAAGAUUUGUGUUUAAUUCUGAUGUAUAAGUUCAUUUUGAUUAAAAGGUCUGCUCAAAAUUACAUUUGUUUCGCUAUCGAUAUCAUAUUUACUGAUAACAUUUAUAUAUAUUAUUACCAGAUCUAUGUAAGUACAUGAAUAUAGAAUGUAACACUUAUGAAUAUAGAAUGGGCGGGCGAUGAUUUUUGAAUCUCACCAAAGAUUGUAAAGUUCUGGAACUGUGCGGUGUGACGAAACAUAAAUUAUUUUUAUCGUGUUGAUGAUUACGCUGAUAUAAUGAUUGAAUGCUCAAAGAAUGUCCGUUCCACAUCUAUUGAUAUUAUUAAUGUGUACAAUGUUAUUUUCGGGAAAGAGGCGUGAUUUUAUGUAUGUUAUUUUCCAAGUAUAGAAUACUGGUAAAAAAAAACUGGUUGGAAUUUUUAUGAAGUUCAGAUAUAUUUUGCCAUUAUAUCAUUUACUACUUUUGAUACUUGUACAACUACAUAUUUGUAAUUUUGAGAUUUAAAUUAAAAAAAAAUCUUUAUUUAAUUGCUAAAUUCAUAGACUUAAACAUCAUUUUGUGUAUUAUAUCCGCCAUCUUGGUGCCAAGUACCAGAAUAUUUAUUUAUGAUAGGAAUAAUUUAUUCUUGAUAUUAUACCAUUUAGUACAAAUAUAUUUAUUACAUGCGAGUGAUUUAUUAUUUAUAAAAAUAAAAUUGUUUAUCGAAACAGUUUCUUGAACUACAGAAUAAACUUAUGAAUAGGAAAUGUAAUAAAAAGGGGAGUUAUAUUAAAUGUUGUGAUUAUUUAUGAGUGGCUAUUAUUUUUUUGUAUAAAAAUAAGUAGACAACACAGUCCGUUUCAAGGAUGAUUUUAUUAAAUACAUAUACAUAUUUAUACAUUCCAACAUUUCCUUUUAUCUAAAAAACAUGUUUUAGCAGCACGUAAUUUUUUUGGGAUUGGUGUAGGGAAUAAAGGCAGAAUUUGAAUCUUUAUUUGUCCUUAUCAUCCAUGGAAGGUCGUAAGGGUAGCGCCCCUAAUAAGGUAAUUAAAUAGCUUUUGACUAAAAUCUAUGUAUUUGAUAGUUGUCAAAAAUUUUUUUCUGAGAAAACAAAAAUGUAAGCAUAAAAUCAACAUUCCAUUGAAAUCUUUUGGUUUGGUUUCUACUUAAUUUUUAUUUAUUGUGAAAAUCUUAGUAAUAAGAAUUUGGAUAUGAUAGUUUGAAGUGUAUUUUUUACAAUUAUAGGUUAAUUUGUGAUUGUGAAAUUAACUUAAAGUUAACCCAUUUAGAUGUGGUGAUUUGGUCAAUUAAAGUUGUUAGUGUUUUUUUAAUCAAUGUACAUAUACUUAUUGAUGUCUUUGCUAAAGAAAGACAUUGUCGACAAAAUCUGUUAAUACAUCUUAUUUGUACCUUGAAUUCCCUAAUAUGGUAAUAAGGUAGAUUCCUUAUUUUCAUUUGACAGCUAACUUCUUUAACACUGAGAAAUUCCGAUUUCUGUAAAUGACCCUGUAGUUCAACAUUUUGUAAAAUUUUAUAAUAAUUAUAGUCAAUUGAAAUUUAUGUUACGAAUAAUAAAAAUGUUUUAAAUGA